Molecule: messenger RNA, 1404 nt
Organism: Striga hermonthica
Lineage: Eukaryota; Viridiplantae; Streptophyta; Magnoliopsida; Lamiales; Orobanchaceae
Source: the annotation of a GenBank genome assembly
CACGCCGAUCGCACCCCAUCCCCACGAUGCGAGGAUCGACGCGAGCAACGGCACACGCGCAAACAGGACGAUGACCGGCGACGCGAGGGUUUCGAACACGAGGAGGAGUUCGAUCAGCGGUCGCAGGCGUCCACCUACCGUGAAUGGCCAAAGCCCGACAAGCCGAGGUUCGUAAUGUCCAUCUUCACCGGUAGUGAUCCAGAGGCGUGGCUCAACCGAAUUGCGCAAUAUUUCGAACUGAAUGAAACCGAAGGCCACGAUCGAGUAAGGUACGCAGCAUUCUAUCUGGACGGAGAGGCCAACGUAUGGUGGCAGUGGCUCUCAAGGAUCUACCGUAGGUGGCAACAGGUCAUUACAUGGGCUGACUUUGAGAGAGAAUUGCUCACACUAUUUGGCACGUCCGAUUACCAUAAUUAUAAUGAGGCCCUCGCACGAAUCCGACAGACAGGCAGUUUGCGUGAAUACAUCAAGGAGUUUGAACGACUAGCCUAUCGCGUGCGAGAUUGGUCUGAGGAUGCGCUAGUAGGAGCCUUCGUAGGUAGGCUGAGAUUCGAUCUAGCCGCAGAAGUCCGGCUCGAGCGACCAGGAACGAUGCAUAACGCCAUGGAGGUGGCCCGUCGACGAGAAGACCAUCUGGUCGCUACGCGAAGGGGACGGGCGGAUGUGCGAUUCGCGGAAUCGCGACGCAUGGGAACGAACCAAGCCACGGUCAGCACACAGCCGAACGUCAGCAAUCGGCCAGCAUGGUCGAUAGUGAGACGGCUGUCUCCCGAGGAAGUUAAACGUCGACGUGAGAAAGGCUUAUGCUUCAAGUGUGAGGAGAAAUUUACACCAGGUCAUCAGUGUAAGCAAGCUUUUGUGAUCGAAGUUGCUAAUCCUGAUGAGGAAGGAUCUGAGGACGAGGAGGAACCACAUCGGGAUAUUGAAGUUGAGGGGCCCGACGAAGAAGCAGAAAUCUCAAUGCACGCUAUGGCCGGGAUUAGAGGGCCUCGAACGAUGCGGUUGCCGGCCUGGGUCAAGGAUCGGAAGGUGGUGGUGCUAGUGGACAACGGGUGGUCGCACAACUUCAUCAAUGCCGACUUGUCCCAGAAGCUGAACUUACCAACCACGAAGAUUGAGCCUUUUGAGUUACGAGUAGCCAAUGGUGAGAGGCUACAAUGCACCAAAUCCUUCCGGAAGGUGCCAAUCAGGUUCAGCGGAGUUACAUUGAAGGCUGAUCUCUAUGCCUUACCGCUGGUUGGGCCGGAUGUCGUCCUAGGUGUACAAUGGCUUGAAGGGUUAGGCAAGGUGACCACCGACUAUCAGACAAGAAUUAUGGAGUUCAACUCCGGAGGUCAGCAAGUCACUCUGAGUACUGGCAAUGAAAAAGGUACCAAGGAGGUAGGGCUUAAGAGCAUUGAGAAA